UAGAAUUGCAGAGUUUCUGCGGACAGCCUAGAUAGGACUUCGUUGUAUACCUCUCACCGAAAAUGAAGAGUCCUGAGAACAAAACAGUUUUAAAAUUUAAAGGUUUCUUUUAAUGGAGCUUCGUCCCUCUUUUUUUUUUUUGACGAAUUCUCUCAGGUUUUUUAUAUUGAUGCGAGAAAUCGUGGCAUAUUUGAAACAGCGACUACGUCCACUUGCCGAUGUGUAUAUGAGGAAGGACCUGGAAGUAGCUUUUUAUACAGAGUGAUUAGGGAAGUGAUUAGCACGGACGAGUUUUGCGGCAAAGGUAUAUUCACGAAUGUGAAUGUUUGAAUGUUUUGUUCUGGAUUAAAGCAGGGUUUCACAACCUUGACAAGAUGGGUGGACUUCAGCUCUCAGAAUUCCCACGACACAUACUGCGACCACUUAUCUUAAAGCUACCAAAAUUGCGAAAGCCUGGGCUAGGGCAUUCACAACCACUUUCUAAAUUACAAUGUCCCCUCACAACUUACAAUAACGUGUUCAUAGCAGUUGGUAGAGGGAAACGUGUCUCAACAUUAAGACUGUGUAAAGUUCUUCACCAGUUUUUAUGAGAUGAGCCUGAUCAUACGUAAUUUUCAGAGAGCUAUUCCAAUCAGGAGAGUCCCACUUCGCAAGAACAUAGAACUACUCCGUUCUAUUUUGGGUGUGCAAAAGUUUGAUCUUGGUGUAAUUUGUGUUGGUAAUAUGUACAUACAGCAACUCAACAAAACUUACAGACAGAAGAAUAUUCCUACUGAUGUGUUAUCUUUUCCUUUUCAUGAGAAUCUGAAAGGUGGAGAGUUACCCCAGCCCUGUAUUCAAGAUGACUACAAUUUGGGAGACAUUUUUCUAGGAGUAGAAUAUAUCUAUCAACAGUGUGGACAGAACCACAGAGAUUAUAACAGUAUUCUUACAGUGACAAUUGCCCAUGGCAUGUGCCACUUGCUUGGUUAUAAACAUAAUACAGAAACAAACUGGCAACAAAUGUAUGAAAAGGAAACACAAAUUCUGCACAAGUUAAGCAAAUUGACAGGCACAAACUUUGAACCUCUGUCAAAACACCAAUUCUAAAUGUUAUAUUUAUAUGCUGUUUCAUUAAAAUAAAUUUUCUCAAUUUCUCCCUC
Crotalus tigris (Tiger rattlesnake) is the source of this 1142-nucleotide messenger RNA. It is a transcript of the gene YBEY, whose product is annotated as ybeY metalloendoribonuclease. The coding region runs from base 592 to 1089 and encodes 165 amino acids. Gene Ontology annotation, molecular function: metalloendopeptidase activity. The transcript has 5 exons. Gene Ontology annotation, biological process: rRNA processing. The record is from RefSeq and is a predicted model, not a curated record. Lineage: Eukaryota; Metazoa; Chordata; Lepidosauria; Squamata; Viperidae.